CAUUCAUUGAAGGUCGCGUUCUCACUGUGUUUUUUUCAAAAUGUCUGAGGGUCGCAAGAGAAAAAGUGUCUACGAAUUGUAUGACAAGAAGAGAAAGGACUAUAAAUAAAGAAACAAGACCAGAUGUUUAUGGGAGACUAUUUCACACUAAAAGGACAGGUUGGGCUUCCCACGCGAAGUUUCUACUGGAAAGAUCUAAAAGAAGUGGCAGCCCUAGGAAGACCUCUGUUUCCUGGUAUGCUGUACGACUGCCGCAGAGAUUCCUUCAUUCCAGGUGUUACUUUGUGGGAUAAGACAUCACUGAGGGAAGACUUGGACAUCCGUCCACAGGCCAAUACAUAUUCGAAGUUCAAUAGCUCUGACUCUCUUUCUACUAAGUCCAGUCUUCUGGAUGUAAGUGCUACCCUGAAGACAAGUUUCUUGGGGGGGCUGGUUAAGGUGGAAGGAUCUGCCAAGUACCUGUGUGACACCACAUCCUCAAAUCAACAGGCCAGAGUGACAAUGUAUUACAGCGAAACCACAAGAUAUGAACACCUCACUAUGAGCAAUCUGGGCAAGAUUACCUACCCUGAGGUGUUUGACCAGAAAUCUGCAACUCAUGUGAUCGUGGCUGUGCUGUAUGGAGCUCAGGCAUUCAUGGUGUUUGAUCGGACAUUUUCAGAACAUGAAAACAAGCAGACGAUUGAGAAUGAACUGAAUGUUGCUGUAAGUGAGAUCCCUCAAUUAUCUGUUGGGGGGAAAACAGCCUUGGAAAUGACCGAUGCUCAAAAGAAUAUGGCUGAGAAGAUCACCUUCACAUUUCAUGGUGACUUCCGCCUUGAGCAGAACCCCACCACAUAUGUGGAAGCCCUGGAAUUGUACAAGAAACUCCCCACUCUGCUGAAAAAGGAUCCACAUAAUGCAGUACCAAUUAAAGUCUGGCUCCGUCCUCUUCAGAGUUUCAACGCAUCAGCAGCAACGUUAGAGAGAGAAAUCAGUACAAGUGUGGCUUUUUCAAUUGAAGAUAUUAUGGAGCGGAUGAGGGAGGCAGAGAGGACAUAUAAUGACCUGUCAGGAAACCCACUAGUAAAUAGUUUCACAGACAUUAAAGAGAGGCUACGGUCAUUUCAUGGCUCCUUUAGCAUUUACAAGGAAAUGCUACUGAAAGCGGUCGGCAGGGUCUUGCCUGCUAUUCGAGGAGGAGAGAUGGAGGAGAAUUCUCUGGAAGGCAUCCUGAAGAUCCACAUGAGCUCCCCAUUUAAUAAUGACACGCUUUACAAGUGGUUAAAUAAUGCAAAGUCUGAACUUCAAAUUUUGAGUUCUGUUACCAAUUCACUGGAAGGGAUUCCAGUUGUAGACUCAGCCAGUCUCAACAGCAUCAUUAUUAAUCCUAAUUAUCGUGGAGUGUUGUGCUAUACCUUCACGUCUCUGAAGUAUGAAGACCUGUAUCUUUCAGCAUUGAAUGAGUUCCUAAAUACUGACAAGUUUAAAGAGCCAUAUGAGGAAGAAAACAAGAAUACCAUGGAAUUUGAGAAAAAGUGGUUUGAGGAUAAGUGGUUUAUCAAUGAGGAUAUUAUCGAAACAAUACAAUUUAACAACCAUGUCUUCAAAUCUCAUUCAAAGCCGUUUCAGGCAAACAAUUUCCAUGUGAUUAUUUCUGCAAUCUCAGAUCCCGACCAUCCAGGCACCUCCAUCUAUACGUAUGUACAUGGGAAACUGACAGAAAAAGAGCUGCAGAAACCAUUCAGAAUGAUGCAUGAAGCUUACAACAAGUGAAAGUAAACCAGGAAAUUGAUGGAUCCUACCUUAGAUCCUCACGUGCAGAAUGUUUUUAUUAUUGUGUUUUUUAGUUUAUGUUUAAUCAUUUAUUUACAUAAUCAUUUUAUAAUCAUUAGUUAUCCAUAUAAUUGUUUACUUGAUUAUUUAACACAAUUAUUUUUAUUAAGUGUAUUAUCCUGCAUGAAAGUAAAUUAAUUUCAAAAGACAUGAUUCCUUCCCCCCCAUCUUAUACUCUACAUAUCUUCCAGAUGUCCUUUUGGCCCCCUCAAGCGACCUACCAUCUUACUUCCCAAUAUUCCAGACCAACCUUGUUUGAACAUGGUGGCUAUUCACCAACAAUCCAGAAUAUACUAUUCAGUGUAUUAUGGCAUGUCAAUGAAUAAAACGGUUUGAAAACUU
Molecule: messenger RNA, 2157 nt
Organism: Paramisgurnus dabryanus
Lineage: Eukaryota; Metazoa; Chordata; Actinopteri; Cypriniformes; Cobitidae
Product: stonustoxin subunit beta-like
Source: RefSeq, a predicted model, not a curated record